This is a messenger RNA of Coffea arabica (coffee), 5947 nucleotides long. Lineage: Eukaryota; Viridiplantae; Streptophyta; Magnoliopsida; Gentianales; Rubiaceae. The record is from RefSeq and is a predicted model, not a curated record.
GAAGAGUCUGAAGACAGAAAUGGCGGCAUCCUCAAAGACGAUAAUGGACCUAUUCAAACAACCCGCUGCCAAGCGUCUCAAGCGAGUCUCUUCUCCUGCUCCUCCGACUUCGACUUCGACUCCGACUCCGACGACGACCAAGCUCGCCACUUUCUGCUCUUCAUCGUCCUCACCGAUCGACGGCGGUAAGCAUGAUCAAAACGACGUAGCUUCGUCAAAUCCCCACCCGAUUUUACUCGAACCAAGUUCUACUCCUCCUUCCAUUCUUACCGCCGAAGAGAAGUCCAGGAUCGAAUUCAACAAAGCCCUCGCCAGAGCCAGACGAAACCUUAAGCUCUGCUCCGACAAAAUUGCCAAAUGUGAGGAUGUAGGAUGUGUGAAGUUGGAGGAGCUGUUGGUUGAAGAAACCUGGCUGGGAAAGUUACCAGGGGAAUUUCAAAAGCCAUAUGCGAAAAAUCUGUUUAAAUUUGUGGAGAGUGAAAUUCAGAGUGGUUUUCCAAUUUAUCCUCCUCAACAUCUGAUCUUUAAUGCUCUCAAUACUACUCCUUUCGAUCGAGUGAAAGUCGUUAUCAUUGGGCAGGAUCCAUAUCACGGGCCUGGUCAGGCGAUGGGGCUCUCCUUCUCUGUGCCUGAAGGUGUUAAAGUCCCUUCGAGUCUGAUAAAUAUAUAUAAGGAGCUUCAGAAUGAUUUGGGCUGUUCAAUUCCUUCACAUGGGAACUUGGAGAGAUGGGCUGUACAGGGGGUUCUACUGCUGAAUGCUGUUCUGACAGUUAAACAGAGCCAAGCAAAUUCCCAUGCAAACAAAGGUUGGGAGCAAUUUACUGAUGCUGUCAUCAGGACAAUUUCACAGGAGAAGAAAGGUGUUGUUUUUCUUCUCUGGGGUAAUUAUGCACAAGCAAAAGCCAGGUUGAUCAAUGAAACAAAGCAUCACAUUCUCAAGGCAACCCAUCCAUCUGGUUUAUCUGCAAAUCGGGGCUUCUUUGGCUGCAGGCAUUUCUCUCGGACAAACCAGAUUUUGGAGAAAAUGGGAAUUUCUCCCAUUAUUUGGCAACUAUAGUGCAGAAGGCAAACUUCUGUUUCUGAACAUGAUUUUGCCUGCAGCUGGAAGUGAUCUUCUUGUGCUUAUGUGCAUAACAUAACAAGAUAAGUGAAAGAUUUAGUUAGUUAAUUGUAACUGUUAGUUCCAGUAAUUCAAAAGUGAUGAUUUUUGAGACCUUUUAACUUUGCUGAGUGGGUCACAGACGGUGUGCACUCUAGCAUGUAGCAUUUAAUUAUGUUCACCUGGUGCUGGAACUCCUUUUGUACACCUUGUAGACACAUUAUUAAAGUUGCUGAAUUUAUCAUGUUCACUUGGUGCUGGAACUCCUGUACUGCACCUUGUAGUUUCAGAGUUCAAAUCCCCACCUUGCCCCUUAAUUUUAGAGAUCCCAAAAUUUGCAAUAUGGGUUAGAGAUGGAUUUGACUUUUCUAAGGGAGGUGUUAAUAGAAUUAUGAUCUGGGGCCAGGUUCGGAAAUAGCAAAAGGGGUAAAAUUUAUUUGCUUUCAUCACCUGUUUCUUAAGUAUACUUUUGAACCCAUUGCAAUUUUGUAUAGUGUAAUAGGUCGCCUACUUCUUUGUUUUAUGUGCAAACUUUUCUGUUAAUCACCUGUGUUCUAUUGGGGUACAAUCUGAUUGAUUCUUUUAGUUUUGAUGGAGUUAAAGUUACAGAAAAGACAACGUUGUAGUGAACUUGUCCUCUUAAAGUAGGCUUGAAAUUGACAUCUAACUCCUUUGUUUGAUGGAAGUACUACAAACUUAGAAGCUUAGGUCCUUCUUGGCAAAACAUUGUUACAUUUCACAUAUGAAUCAACUGUUCUAAGUAUUGCAUAUUCAUUGGAAAAUCCAGCAAGAUAGAAUCAAACGAAACAAAAAGUUUUAAAGAUAAAAAUUCCUAAGCAAAAUGGACUUUGAACUUGAUGCUCCCUGAAAUUUCGUCAAUCUUUUGGCCCUAACAAAAAGUCAAGAUCCUAUCAGUUUGUUUUGCAGAUAAAUUUCUUGCUAUUUUCCCAUUUUUGGAUGUCCUCAAAGGUGUUACUUUCUGUCAUAAUCCUUGACAAAAAGGCAUAUGACUGUCUCGGAAGCAGAUUUCCUUGAUACCACGGCAUUCAGGAGUUGACCGCAAAUGACAUAUGCAAUGGUGUGGAAAUCAACACAUUCUAGAAUAUUGAAAAUUCGUCCAAAGCAACAUGACCUCAUAUCUUGAGAAUAUUUUUCACAAUUUCCUUGCUCAAAUUGACAACAUAUUACAUGAAUGAAAGAGAUAUUGUUUUGUACAGGAACCAAAAGCCACAUGUGGGAAACUAAAGUUCUUUUUUGUGGUAUUGGAUAUGGUUCUAGAUGAUAUCUAAGGGUCAAAUUUGUCAAGCCAGCUUAUGGUUUGAGGGAAACAAAGGGCCUGUCUUCAAACUCUCCAUUGAUGGCUGAUAGAAACGCAUUUCGGAUUUCAGACUAAUUUUCAUAGAAAUUUAAGCAUUAAAGACUUUCACCACAACCUUGGGGGUGUUCAAAUUCAUGGCUCUAUUUUGUCUUCAAAAAGCAGAUUGAGAUCAAUUCACUGAUACACACAUCUAAAAGUGGACGUAUGCUUGCUUUAAUGUAUUAGAUAUGUUUUUCAGCCUCUGACACAGUUAUUUCAACAUAUUUGUCAAACACAACGAACACGUGUUUUCAAGUUAUGGAUUAAUUAGUUUGACAUAGCGCAUUAGAAUUAGUCAUAGUCUUGACUAGUAAGACAUGCCAUGUACAGGUUAUUCAUUUACUUUCAUAUACUCAAGCCUGCAUGAUGUUCCUCUUCCGUAAUUGCUAGAACUGGUUAAUAACCAAAUGUCUUUCUUGUAAUAAUUACUCUUUUUUGAAAUUCUAAGCAAGCUCCCACAUGUAUACUUCUACAAACAUGUGUUAUUGACUUUUAAAAGUAUUUUUAUCAACCAUGAUACACCUGUGUGAUCCUCGGCCACCAAUUUACAUAAUAGUAAUUCAAGAUUUAAGCUGUCUGAUUGUUUUGACACCAAAAUGUCUCAAUCAAGACGUGUGAGAGGGAAAGACAGAGAGAGUUCAUGAAUUACAUUAGCACCAAUAGCAAAAUGGAGAAGUGGACUUUGGGAGGCAAAGUUUUUGGUAAGGAAUUUGGAGCUUUGCCUUUUCAGCUGGCCAACUUUGUGCCCACUUGUGGAGUUGUUGUACAUCUAACAAGAUCGCCAUAGAGCCUAUGAACUGCUUAACUAGAAGCAAGAAGAAGACAUCAAUGAAGAGCUUACACAAAUUCUGUUGCUUCUGCUUUCUGUUGCCUCCUUUUAUACUGUCUGAUGCUACGGAUACCAUAACUGUAAAUGAGCCACUGGCAGAUGGGAAAACAAUCAUCUCAUCAGGUGGAACUUUUGAACUGGGAUUUUUCAGCCCAGAUGUUAAUUCCAGGAGUAGAUACUUGGGAAUAUGGUACAAGAAAGUUGCCAAAUCUGCAGUGGUAUGGAUUGCUAAUAGAGACGUUGCAAUGAAUGACACAGAUGGCCUUUUGAAGAUGACUGAUCAAGCUAAACUCACACUCGUGAAAAGUAGAGAUACAGCCAUAUGGUCCACAAACGCCACGAGGUUGGUAAGGAAUCCAGUAGCCCAACUUCUUGAUUCAGGAAAUCUUGUUGUAAAAGACGCAGCUGAUGACAAUCCAGAGAAUUACCUCUGGCAGAGUUAUGACUAUCCUACAGACACUAUAUUGCCAGGGGUGAAGCUUGGACCUGACUUGGUGAAAGGCAUUGAUAGGUACCUUCAGUCUUCAAAGAGUAGUAUCGAUCCUUCAAGAGGUGAUUUUUUAUAUCGAACGGAUCCUAAUGGCUUUCCACAACAGUUCUUGAUGAACAAUUCACUUCCACAAUUUCGUUCUGGACCGUGGAAUGGUCUGCGGUUCAGUGGCUCACCAGGCCUGAAACCAAAUCCGGUAUAUACAUACGAAUUUGUAAAUACUCCAAAGGAAGUAUACUACAAAUUUGAUCUGAUUAACAGCUCUGUCUACUCAAGGCUUACUUUGAGUAGCUUUGGGGUGCUUCAAAGGUUAAAUUGGAAUUACCGGACUCAGGAUUGGACUGUUUACGUUAAUGCACCGGCUGACAAUUGUGAUACUUACGGGCUUUGUGAUGCCUAUGGCAUCUGCAACAUUGCUAAUUCUCCAGUUUGUAGCUGUUUGGAUAGAUUUGUGCCACAAUCCCCCAAUGAUUGGAACGCAACAGACUGGUCGAGUGGCUGUCAGCGAAGAACUCCUUUAGAUUGUCAAAAAGGGGAUGGAUUUCUAAAGUAUACAGGCAUUAAGUUGCCAGAUACAAGAUGGUCCUGGUAUAAUGAGAGCAUAACUCUCAAGGAAUGUGAGAAAAUUUGUUUAAAAAACUGUUCCUGCAUGGCUUAUUCAAAUACAGAUGUAAGAGGCAAAGGAAGUGGCUGCUUGCUUUGGUUUGACGAUCUCAUCGAUAUUACCAUGAUUGGCGAAAGUGGGCAAGAUAUCUACAUAAGGAUGGCCUCCUCUGAGUUAGGCCCUGGAUCCAAUAAAGCGAAAAAAAUUGGAAUCAGCUUGUGUUUGGUGGUUCUUCUACUGCUGGUCCUUGGCCUUGCUUUGAAUGUUCAAAAGAAGAGGAAGAGGAGGCAAGCUGAACAUGUGUCUGGCGAAGCUAGUACGGGAACCAGAUCAACGCAAUAUCUUGCUGAAGAAGGUGACAAGGAAGAUGUUGAGCUGCCACUGUUUGAAUUGAAAACCAUCAUCCAGGCUACUGAUAACUUCUCAAGGGAUAAUAAGCUUGGAGAGGGUGGAUUCGGUCCUGUUUACAAGGGUACACUUGUUGGGGGACAAGAAAUUGCAGUGAAGCGGCUUUCUCAAAACUCCACACAAGGACUUGAUGAGUUCAAGAAUGAGGUUAAAUGCAUUGCAAAGCUCCAGCACAGAAAUCUUGUGAAGCUUCUCGGGUGCUGCAUCCAAGAAGAGAAGAUGUUGAUUUAUGAAUUCAUGCCUAAUAAGAGCUUGGAUUUCUUCAUCUUCGAUCAUGAUCGGCGCAGAUUCCUUGAUUGGCCAAAACGCUUCCAGAUUAUCACCGGGAUUGCUCGCGGACUUCUGUAUCUUCAUCAGGACUCCAGAUUGACAAUCAUCCACAGAGAUCUUAAGGCUGACAACAUUUUGUUAGAUAUUGAUUUGAAACAAAAAAUAUCAGACUUUGGCCUGGCCAGAAUUUUCGGAGGAACUGAGACUGAAGCAAGCACAAAAAGAGUCGUUGGAACAUAUGGCUACAUAUCGCCAGAGUAUGCAGUGGAUGGAUAUUUCUCAACAAAAUUAGACGUAUUCAGCUUUGGUGUUUUGGUACUGGAGAUUGUAAGUGGGAAGAAGAACAGAGGAUUUAGCCAUCCUGAUCACCAUCAUAAUCUUCUUGGGCAUGCAUGGUUACUUUACAAAGAAGGCAGAUGUCCGGAGUUGAUUGAUAACCAUUUGAGUGUAUCCUGUCAUCUAUACGAAGUUAUAAGAUCAAUUCAUGUAGGGCUACUAUGUGUACAGCAAUCUCCAGAUGACAGGCCAAGUAUGUCAUCUGUGGUUUUUAUGUUGGCUGGUGAUGGAUCGUUACCUUUCCCUAAAGAGCCUGGCUAUUUCACUGAAAGAAAUUUAUCUUUCGAACCUGAUAAGAGUUCAUCAGGCAAGAAAGAAAAUAGUUCUGGCAAUGCUUUAAGCAUCACAUUGUUAGAUGCUCGAUAGUUGAAUGAAUCUUUUGCAGGUUUGCUCCAAGAAAAGCCUGUGGCAUUCCAUACUCCCUUUAAAAGUAAAAGAAGAAGUGAAGUGCUAGAACUUUUUUUAAAUAGGUCUCAUACUCUCUACAUAGAAGUGUUGGCUAUAAUGAGAUAUUUUGUACAUACAUACACAUGUAUAUAAUUUUUUGAUUUGGC